UGUUGACAAAAAUAGAACUUCUAAUUAAACAGCAAAAUGCUAAAGAAAGUUGAAAAAAAGUCCUUAAAGUACUAGAAGAAGUGAACAAGAAAAAGAAAAAGAAAAAGCAGUUGAAUAAAAAUCUGCAUUGGAUCUGAAACCAAAGAAGAAAGAAAAUGGCACGAGCAGGAGGAAUCACAAACGCAGUUAACGUUGGAAUAGCAGUUCAAGCUGAUUGGGAGAAUCGUGAAUUCAUUUCUCACAUUUCUCUCAAUGUUCGUCGUCUCUUCGAUUUCCUUGUUCAAUUCGAGGCUACAACUAAGAGUAAAUUAGCAUCAUUGAAUCAGAAGCUUGAUGUAUUGGAACGUCGUUUGGAAUUACUUGAAGUUCAAGUUGGAAAUGCUUCAGCUAAUCCUUCUCUUUUUGCAACUUGAUUUGUAAUCAAUUGUGUAUUACAUCUUUCUAGUAAGAUCUCUUUACACCUAUAGUAUAAUGAUGUAUAAUAAUCUUAAUGGAAUAUUCUAAAUCAAAAGUUUAUGUGUUUGAUUAGUGUAAUCAUGCUUUGUUUGUUUAAAUCUAGUGAGAUUUGCAAUUUAUUUGGUUGGUA
Molecule: messenger RNA, 586 nt
Organism: Trifolium pratense (red clover)
Lineage: Eukaryota; Viridiplantae; Streptophyta; Magnoliopsida; Fabales; Fabaceae
Product: protein BRICK 1
Exons: 2
Coding region: 156-413 (85 amino acids)
Biological process (GO): cell motility; regulation of actin polymerization or depolymerization; actin filament organization
Cellular component (GO): SCAR complex
Molecular function (GO): protein-containing complex binding
Source: RefSeq, a predicted model, not a curated record